UUGGCAACGGUGGUCGGUUUGUAAGUGAAAUUCGUAGUACUCAAGUUGCGCAACGUUGCUAGUAUUUGUUGCUGUUUAGUUCAUAAUUAAAUCGAAUUAAUAACAACUAACGUUCAAAUUAUAGUAAAUAAAGGUUUUCUGAUUGAUUAAAAUCAAAGUGAAUCCAUAUUUAUGUGAAUGUACAUUUAAAUUGUGUUAAAUUUGUGGGUUAUUGAGUGACGGGUAUUAGUGCUACGUUUUUAGAGUUCCAAGUAUUGCUAUUCUCACGAAUAGCUCAUCGCUUAAUAAAUGAUUUUGAGUACAAAUAUUGCUUUUGAAGUUCUAGUCAAAAUUUCAAAUGAAAGGUUGGAAAAUAAAUAGUACAGUUGGUGUACGAAAUCAUACAUAAAUCCAUGCUGUUCAACACAUGGUAUUUACAAUGGUAACUGCUGUACAUUUGAAAUUGAAAAAUACUCUAUUACAAUUGUGUAUCAUAUUUAUUUUUCUCUUUAAUUUUAUAAGAUGUGAUGUAUGUCAGCUUGGAUUAGAUACACCUGGUUAUACACUACCUCGUGGUGAUAUUAAUGUAGAAUAUGGUAAUCCUUUGGACAUUACAUGUAUCCUAAAUGAUGAUUAUGUUGAAAAACAUGGUAUAAAUUCCAGUAGUAAUUUAUAUUUCACUCGUGAUGGUGAAGAUCUACCUGCAGAAAUGAUUACUUUAUUAGACUCAAAAAGCAUAAGAUUGCAUAUUGAUAAACCUGAUAAAACAAAUAAUUCAAUGUAUACAUGUAAAUUAAGAAACGAUAACCUUGCUGUAUGUUUAAAUACUGUAAUUGUUGGUGUAAAACCACAGAUGGUUGAUGAUUUUGAAUGUGUUGGAUAUAAUUACGAAAAUCUUACAUGUUCUUGGAGUCAACCUGAUAAUUACAUAAAAACAAAUUAUAGUCUAACAUAUUAUUUUCCAGGACGAGCAAGCAGGGAAAGCACAUAUUCUUGUCCAGAUUUGGUAGAAGACCCCGAAACUCAUAAAAUGAGCUGUUUUUGGAAUAUUUAUACUCUUCCCUUUUAUAGGCAGGCACAACGCACUUAUCAUUUUAUAUUAACAAUGACUAAUAAGUUUGGAGUUAAUCAAUUAAAUAGAACAUUCUCUCACUAUGCACAUGUACUUUCUGGACCUCCAGAAAAUUUAACUGCCGAAAGUAAAACAACAGAGUCAAUUUAUUUGCGCUGGUCUGUUCCAACUGCAAUGUUAACUUUUCCACCAGGAUUGCAACACAGAGUUUUAUACCAGUCAGAAGUGAACCCCAAAGGAUGGGAGUUUGGAGGUAUGGUAAUAUCGAAGGAAUUGAAGGAAAUAUAUUUUAAUUUAACUGGAUUAAAAUAUGCUCAUAAAUUGUAUGACAUACGAGUAUCAUCUCGAACUACUGCUGCAUUACCUGAUGAUGAAUCUAUGUGGUCUAAAAACACAUCCCUCACUGAAAGAACUGCGAGUAAAGAACCUGGUGCUCCUCCUAAAACUACAUUGGGAACUUUUGAAUUUGAUUCAUCCACCGGUAGAGAUGUUUAUUUGUAUUGGCAGGAAAUUCCGAACGAGAUUCAAAAUGGUGAAGGAUUUACUUACGAAGUGAAAAGUGUUAAUCAUCCUGGAGAUUUACAUUUGGUAGAACAGAAGAACGCUUAUGCUAGAUUUCAAGGUCUUGAUUCAUCCAAAGGAUACAAGUUUUUGAUUUGGUCCAAAAAUGAUAUUGGCAAAUCAGAAAACUUCUCUGUUAUUAAUAUUCCAGCCAAAAAAAUUAAAGAACCAUCAGCUUUUACUAAAAUUGCUUAUGGAGACGGUAAAUACCAACUUUCGUGGGAACAUCCUAAGACUUCAGAACCUAUUGUUAACUAUACGAUAUUUUGGUGCGCACAUGAUAGGGAUCGUCCAUACCAGUGUUCAGGUUACUUAAAUUGGACGGUGGUUCCUGCUGAAAUUACAGUAAAAAAUUUAACAGUGCCUGAUAAUCAAAUACGGCCUAAAAUACAUCAGUUUGCAAUAGCAGCAAAUACAUUGUCAUCCAGUAGUGGCAUGACAUGGGCUGCUUGCACAGUGAUACCUAACAAAUCAAUUGGCAAAAUGAAAAACGUAUGGAUUAACAAUGUUGGUUCUAACUUCAUUGAAGUGGGUUGGAAAUUGGAUUGUUCAGAUAGAAUUGGUAGUGUUGAAGGAUUUGUCAUCAAUUACUGUCCAAUUUUAUCUCCCACAGAAAGGAAAUGUAAUGGUUCCGUAAAAAAUGUAACAGUCCAUGGUAAUGCGGAUUUAAUAAAGGGUUCUGUUACUGGCCUAAAACCGUACACAACGUACAUGUUGACGGUUUCAGUUAUAACUAAACCUAAUAACUUAAAUCCUCCCAGUGAUGCUUUACUCAACACAACUCUAGAAGGCGCACCUGAUUCGCCAAGAAAUCUUAAAAUACACGAUGUCACAAACUCAUCAAUUACAUUAUCGUGGCAGCGACCUGCUGAAGUUAAUGGUAUUUUAAAAUACUAUAUUUUAAAUUACAAUAAUGAGUCUGCCAUCGUAGAUCCUAAACAAGAGGGAAGGUACGUUUUAAGUAACUUGAGAAGUUAUGAAUAUUACAGUGUAAGUGUGGCUGCUUGUACUGUAGCUUGUUCUUCGCCGUCUCCUACAAAAAGGAUUAGAACAGCAGUAGGGUAUCCUGGUAAAACUACAAAACCAUAUAUACAAUAUUCAAAUGAUUCUACUAUCGUUGUGGCUUGGUCUGAACCUGAGUUUAAACGUGGAGAAAAUGAUCAGUAUGAAGUGCAAUUGAAAACAAAAUUGGAAUAUGGCAAUAACACAUUACCUGUUAUUGUUGUUAGAGGAAAUAAUUACACUAUUAAGAAUUGUGGAGAUGGAGGAAGGUACAACACUUUUUACAUUUCUGUUCGAGCUGUAAAUAUAAUAAAUGACUUGAGAUAUGAUGGUCCCUGGAGUGAAGAGUUUGAAUCUUAUUGUCAAUCGCCUCCAGACAUUGUCGCUUAUGUACUGGCACCCAUUUGUGUAGUUCUUUUGUUAGCUUGCUUCUACAUGGCAAAAAGAUUCUAUAUAUGUUGUCAGAAGAUGCGUGAUGUGGAAGUGAAGCUUCCUCCCGGUUUAGCACCCGUAAUAGCUACGGAAAUGGAUUGGAUUCCUCGGAAGCCUCAGGACAAAGACGACUUAAUAAAUCCUCCACCUCCAGAUGAACAACUUCUUCUACGAAAGAUCCCCGAUAGAAAUUCUGCCAUAGAUUCUAGUGGUUGUAGUUCUGGACAUGAAAGUGUUACUUCUUCCAUUGAUUCUAGCACCCGUAUACCGAGCCCAACAGAUUCAGGAACAGAACAACCUAAUAUUUCGUCAACAGAAGAAGUUGGCAAAAGUAACACCAUAAGACAUCGUAAACUCUAUGUGACUAUGCCAGAAAAUACUUCGAUAACACCAUGGGCGAACAAAACAAAUACUUUAAGCAGCAGUUACUGUAAAUUGGGAGUAGAUCCUAACACUACAAACAUAGAUUCCAGCCCUGCUUAUGUACCUGCAAUAGUAUCCCAUUCAGAUGUGACAAAAGUGCCUGUUACACAGUCUGCAGCUAGUACAACGACACCUUAUGUUCUUACUGGCGACAUAAGUAAAACGUCAAUACAUGGAUACGUUCCUCUGCCUGGCCCUACGCCUUCUCAUAAAAAUACGGCCUAUGUGAUGGCCGGCAGCAAGCCAAGUGCUGUACCAGAACUUAUAAGACUGGAUUCGAGCAGCUCGACGAGUUCUGAGGACAAACUGAUGUAUGUACAAGUGGCUGACUGUUCGAAACCAGCUUCGAAAUCGCCAGCGGAGUCAAAGAUCUGGCAUCAGCCAGUGUAUGAUCCAGCAAAGAACAAAUUAGGCUAUGUUAGUAUAGGAGAUGCCCCACCUCCUGCAGCUAGUGACGCCAAGUCAGUUUGCUAUUCUCACAAGAACGUCGAUUCGAAUUGUCUGAAAGAAGACUAAGUGAUUUAUUAGAUUAUUUUGUGUUUGUUUUUUCGAAUAUAGUUUUCCGAUGAACUGGAAGGAAGUGAAUGAAACUUGACGUAAUCAAGAAGAAUUUAUAGUUAUGUUGUUAAGCGUUAGCGUUUACUGAUACUCGCGAUGGUUCCGUUGUUUUUACGACUGUUUUUUGCCCCAUAACAAGUAGUUUUUAUGUUUGCCAAAAGUAUGUCUACUUUUUUAAUAAACAAAAUUUAAAGGUUUUUUUUUAAAGUAAAAAGUGCCUUUCAAAUUUCGUUUUUCUUGAUAUUCGAAUGGUUUUGCCAGUUUGAAACGAGCUUGCCAGAUUCUACGUAUAUAUAAUGUUAAAUAUUAUGUUGUAUAAAUUUUAAAUAGUGAAGGUAAGGGUAAGAACACACACUACGUAAUCUAUUUUGGAUGUCAAUUUAUCGGCCUGUAAGGAUGAUUUUUAAUUUGUACAUAUUAAAUAUUUUAAUCUGUCCAUAUUUUGAAUGUGUUGUAUAUUUGAGUUUCGCAUUUUACUUAUUUUUUUGCAAUUAAAGAGAGUUAUGUAUGUUUUUAUUUUUUUAUAGUGCAAAGUUAUACGCUCGUGUUUUGUCGUCUUACUGUAAUUUUAAUGAAAUACAUAUUUAUCGGAUU
Molecule: messenger RNA, 4621 nt
Organism: Agrilus planipennis (emerald ash borer)
Lineage: Eukaryota; Metazoa; Arthropoda; Insecta; Coleoptera; Buprestidae
Gene: dome
Product: cytokine receptor
Exons: 19
Coding region: 407-3985 (1192 amino acids)
Cellular component (GO): membrane
Molecular function (GO): protein binding; cytokine receptor activity
Source: RefSeq, a predicted model, not a curated record